This is a messenger RNA of Pistacia vera, 1392 nucleotides long. RefSeq lists its product as uncharacterized. The coding region runs from base 113 to 1162 and encodes 349 amino acids. The transcript has 14 exons. Lineage: Eukaryota; Viridiplantae; Streptophyta; Magnoliopsida; Sapindales; Anacardiaceae. The record is from RefSeq and is a predicted model, not a curated record.
UUUGGUUUUGGGAGGCACGGCCGCGUUGGAGGUUCCACUGCCGUUGCUCUCUCCAGCUCUCCCUCAACUCCAAAUCGUUGUUGGCUGUCGAAACAGGGAAAAAGGUGCUGCAAUGGUGGAUAAAUUGGGGAAGAAUUCUGAGCUUGUUGAAGUUAACAUUGAUAAUGUGGAUUCAUUGGAAACUGCUUUAAGAGAUGUGGAUCUUGUAGUCCAUGCUGCAGGGCCUUUUCAACAGUCACAGAAUUGCAAUGUACUGGAAGCUGCUAUAGAGACCAAGACGGCGUAUAUGGAUGUUUGUGAUGAUACCAGCUAUGCAUUGCGUGCGAAAUCCUUGAAGGAUAGAGCAAUAGCUGCAAAUGUUCCAGCAAUAACUACUGGCGGAAUCUAUCCCGGAGUGAGCAAUGUGAUGGCUGCAGAGCUAGUUCGUGCUGCGAGAGAUGAAAGCAAGGGAGAGCCAGAGAGGCUAAGAUUCAGCUAUUAUACAGCAGGCACUGGAGGUGCUGGUCCUACAAUAUUAGCUACUAGUUUUUUACUUCUUGGAGAGGAAGUUGUUGCAUAUAGUAAAGGAGAAAAGGUCAAACUGAAGCCAUAUAGUGGAAUGAUCAAUGUUGAUUUCGGAAAAGGAAUUGGAAGAAAAGACGUCUUUCUAUUGAAUUUACCGGAGGUGCGAAGUGCUCAUGAAAUUCUAGGAGUACCAACAGUCAGUGCUCGAUUUGGAACUGCACCAUUCUUCUGGAAUUUGGGAAUGGUUGCCAUGACAAAGCUUCUUUCUCCUGAGUAUCUGAGAGACCGAAACAAAGUCCAACAGUUGGUUCAGUUGUUUGAUCCUGUAGUCCGAGUAUUUGAUGGGAUCGCUGGAGAACGUGUAUCCAUGAGGAUUGACUUGGAAUGCUCAGAUGGACGCAAUACAGUUGGUAUAUUUAGUCACAGGAGGCUCUCUGGAUCCGUGGGAACUGCUACAUCUGCUUUUGCCCUUGCACUUCUUGAGGGAGUCACAAAGCCAGGGGUUUGGUUUCCAGAAGAGCCUGAAGGUAUUGCAAUCGAGGCAAGGAAAGUUCUGCUUGAGCGUGCUGCACACGGAACAAUAAACUUCGUAAUGAACAAGCCACCAUGGAUGGUGGAAACAGAACCGAAAGAGCUCGGAUUAGGAAUAUAUGUAUAAUAAUGCAGAAAAACAAACUCAAGUUAUAGAUCAAUAUUCUUCUUCAGCAUCUUCACCAUACUUUGAAGGUAUUGGAAAUUAUUGAUUGUCAAAAGCAACACCUAUGUUGCGGGAAGAUCAGUCUCACAGAUAAUUAGUUCUUUACAAGAAAAAGCAAGUGAAAUAUUGUAACUAUUGACUAACUACUCUUUUGGAGUAACCUACAUUUUUCUUAUAAUGCUUUGAGCAAA